Plutella xylostella (diamondback moth) is the source of this 1743-nucleotide messenger RNA. Its product is annotated as ubiquitin-conjugating enzyme E2 Q2. Lineage: Eukaryota; Metazoa; Arthropoda; Insecta; Lepidoptera; Plutellidae. The record is from RefSeq and is a predicted model, not a curated record.
UGUCCGCCAUUACGUUCCGCCAUUUUGCUUGAUCGCGAGUGAACGUAAAAUUAUUCCUAUGCAUUUAUCGCGGAUUAUUAUUUAGUUUUUAAAUUUGUGUUUCAGCACUCUAAUGGCUUGUUUGAACACGCUAAAGUUAGAAAUCAAAACAUUAGAACAAGUGUUUCCUAAGAACCAUGAAAGGUUUCAGAUAAUGUCAGCUAGUGUCGACGAACUGACCUGCAGAUUCGUUGGCAGAAAUGGAAAGAAAUAUGAAAUUCACGCCAAUAUUACCGAGACAUACCCAACCACACCACCUGUGUGGUUUGCAGACAGUGAAGACCCUAUUGUGACAAAUGCAGUUCAAAUCCUGAGCUAUACACAAGGCAGAGACAAUCAUGUUAUAAACCAGGUUGGUAUAUUAUUGAGAGAGCUCUGCAAGUUACACGGAGUACCAGAGCCUCCCGAUUUAGACUCCCUCGCCCUGCCUCUCUACCCGGUACCCCAUCAGAGGGUACCAAGUGUGACAUCAAAUGGGGCGGAGUCCGGCACAGAAGAGGACGAGGAAAUGGCUGCAGAGGAGGAUGACUCGGAGGGAGAGGAUGACUUGCCACUGGAGAUGGUGGACGAUGCCGGACGCAGUAACAAGGACGACAUGGAAACAGAGCACCUAGCGACACUGGAGCGGCUGAGACAGAACCAGCGGCAGGACUACCUGGCGGGCAGCGUGUCGGGCAGCCUGCAGGCCACCGACCGCCUCAUGAAGGAGCUCCGAGACAUAUACCGGUCCUGCUCGCACAAGAACAAUAUGUAUUCUAUUGAGCUGGUGAACGACUCCCUGUACGAGUGGAACAUCCGGCUGCGCUCCGUGGACCCGGACAGCGCGCUGCACAGCGACCUGCUGCUGCUCAAGGAGAAGGAGGGCAAGGACUCCAUCCUGCUCAACAUCAUGUUCAAGGAGACCUAUCCGUUCGAGCCGCCCUUUGUGAGGGUUGUUUACCCGAUUAUUUCAGGCGGCUACGUGUUAGUAGGCGGCGCGAUAUGCAUGGAGCUCCUCACCAAACAGGGCUGGUCGUCCGCCUACACAGUCGAGGCCGUCAUCAUGCAGAUCGCCGCGACCCUGGUGAAGGGGAAGGCGCGCAUCCAGUUCGGAGCCACUAAGGUGGUGUCGCAGUCGCAGUACAGCCUGGCUCGCGCGCAGCAGAGCUUCAAGUGCCUCGUGCAGAUACAUGAGAAGAACGGUUGGUUCACACCCCCGAAAGAAGAUGGUUAAUGAACGCCCGCCACUGCCAUAACAUUUAAGACUAAUUACGUGAAGCAGAUUAAAUUUACGGUAUAGCCCAAAAUUUCAAAUACAAAAAAAAAACAACUUCCCUACAAAUUCCGACAAGUGACUUAUGCUAAAUUGGUGUAAAAUAAAAAUAGUCUUAAACCAACGUGAGGAUUCCAUAAAUCAAAGUAAUAGAAACUGAGGCAGUAGGUUAGUUCGUUAAGCAUGACUGAGGGCAGUGCGGAGUCUCGAGUUAGUAUGUGUCUUUAAUCAUACGUUAAGUGCUAUUCAUGUUUGAACGAAGAUAGUGUGCGGUCACGAGAGACUUUAUAUAAGACUUAUAGGAAAUGUUUAAAUGUGUAACGUUUUUUGUAAUCAUUCAUUUCUCAUUAAAGUUAUCCAUAUGGUAGCCCUAGACGUUAUACUGGAGUGUAAAGUUGGAAAAUUCUUUGCAUUUCUUUUUAGUUAUUGAAAUAAAAAAACCUGUGAUUCUU